This is a messenger RNA of Klebsormidium nitens, 2276 nucleotides long. The record is from the annotation of a GenBank genome assembly. NCBI's taxonomy places the organism in Eukaryota, Viridiplantae, Streptophyta, Klebsormidiophyceae, Klebsormidiales, Klebsormidiaceae.
CGCCCAGCUCCUCAAGUGAACUAGACUGGGACCAGCUCCUGCAGUCGCUGGACGAGGGCUCCAGCCAGCGCAAGCGUAACCGGCCCCUCGUUUUUGACACAAGUACGUUUGAGUUUGGGGACGGCAGCAGCCGAUUCUUGUGGGGGGAGCAGCUUCUGGGUGCGCCAUACCGGGAGGCGGCUGAGACCAAUCUCCAGCAGCUGUUGGGUGCGCCUGGACUACAAAAUACUUCCCACCUCUCGUUGGCGCCCAGCGCGGAUCAAGCUGUGCCAAGAAAGACGGGCGGAGCCCAAGGUGCUGAUAAGGGACUGGCGGCCGGGGCGCUAUAUGUAAUUGCGGAUAGCCCUAGCAACCCCGGUGUUCUGCAGACUGGGGCUCACACGGAGUUGGCGUCCCUUGAAGGGCUGGUGAGACAAGAGGGGGCAGCCGCCGCAUCGAGUUGGGGGGCGGUCGAUCCCUUGCGUUCCACGGGGCAGGUGGGCUCGAGUUUGCAGAGGGGGGUUGCGGAGCAGGUUCAGGAGUCCCCCCUGAUGCGGGCCGUAGAUGUGGCGGCUUGCCAGGUGGCGCUUGCGUGCCCCGUCGAUAUCGACGCCGAUCUGCUUCCAUAUGAUCCCUGGCAAAGACUGGGGCAGGUCAGACCGGCGCCGUCGGCUGCUGUCGAAUGGGAGGGGCUGAGCCCUCCGGUGUCAUUUUGGAUUUCGGGCCGGGAUGACGUGGAGACUUUCGAUUGGCUGCUGCAAGGGGAGGCCGUCGGAGAGGGGCUCGGAAGCCAGCAGUCUCCAGGCUCCGAGCACUCCCCCGCCCCCUCUGCGCUGCACCACUUGUGGGCCCAAAUGGAGCCGCCCCAGCUCCGCGAGGAGCGCUUCCGGAGCUUUCGGACGGCGUACAAAGAAGAGGUCCGCAGGCUGCGCAUCUGGGCGGCGACCUUCGUGGGCGAGCCACUGCUGCCCGUGGUCGCCGAGCUGCACUUCGUCUCGUGCAACGUGCUGCCGAACCUGGGGGACCGCCACGCGCGCAGUAGGGGUGACAGCGCUGACGUCAUCACCUUCCAGGACCACACCAUGACGUCACUCGCUCCCCUUUUCCUGCGCAGCAUGAUGAUGACCAAGGGCGGCCUCUGGAGUGCAUUCGUAGCGCACACCCUCGCGGUCGCGGAUCCAGCUGACGUGUACGUGGCGCGCCGGGACGGCGCAAAGGCGUUCUACGGCACGAGCUCCAGACUGAUGUCACUCAGCAUGCAGCACAAGUGCUUGAACAUGAUUUUCUUGGCAGGCGAUCUCAAGGACGAGUCAUCGUACGGCCCAGAGAUCUUCCGAUUGUACGGCGCUCUCCACAAGUCGGUCGGCCUAACCCGGGCCCCCCCGCCGCCCGGUUUCGCCUGCCAGCAGAUCACCUUCCCGGAGCUAACUGACCCCAAACCCGAAAUUGAUACAACAGACGACGCCCCAAUUGAGCUGGUUCAGUUCGAAGAGGAUCGGAGCGUGCUGCCGCGCCUUCCGCCCCUCGGGGGAUCCCCCCGGCCGCCUUCCAACUGGAUCAACCGGCAACGGCUGCUGAGUACCGGGAAGGGGUUGAGGGAGGCAGGGGAACCGGCGCGGGAGUGCCUCCGGCGGCUCUUUGAGCGGGCCACCGCGAGCCACGUCAGCAAGUUCGACACGAUGGCCGGGGGGACUCUGCCCACUUUAGAGGGGUAUCUAGCGUCAGAGCGCCACGCGUCGGGGACGCUCUUGAGCCUCGGCAUGGCGUUCUGCGCCAUCGGACAAGGCCUUGCGGACGCCGGACGCUGGGAGCCGUCGCCGGACGAGGUGGAGCAGCUGUUCGAGGAGACGGCGAAAGCGUUCGAACUCGCGGGGAACGUUGUCCAGAUCCUGAGCGACCUGCGACGCAGUACAGUGGCCUCAACAGAGGCAUGCAGCAUGUUCGAGGAGACGGCGAAAGUGUUCGAACUCGCGGGGAAAGUCGUCCAGAUCUUGAGCGACCUGCGGACGUAUCAGGCCGAUCUGGUGCAACUUCGGCUGAAUGCAGUGGCCAUCCAGAUGCGGGAAGCGCACUGCAGCCAGAAAGAAGCAUUUGGUUUCUUGCUCGCCAAAGCCGCAAGUGAUAUCGAGCUAUUGGGCGCCGAAACCAAAGCCCACGCAGCCAAGGGUCCAUUUGCGCGCGCGUGUUGGAGGUUGCCUUUCGAAGUUUGCCGCACCAGCGUGUCUUUCUUUAGCAUACUGGGCUCGAAAGACCGGGCAAUGGAGUUGUUCGAAAUGGGUAAGGUGCUGAAUAAAUAG